GCCCCCCGCGCAUCUCCGUCCGUUUACCCACAAGUUGACCCCCGCCUGCGACGACGCCCGUCCCCGGCCCACGCGCGCCUCUCGUUCCCAGAGCCCGAGGCGGACCACACAACAGGAGCCAGCGCGCGCGCGCUCCUGCCCGGCCCGACGCCACCAGCCUACGAGCGAGGCACCGCUAUUCCCGGCCUGCGAAACCCAGGACCGUCUCGUCUGACCACUCCCCUGUUCGCCGCCAGUGAUUGCCCCCCGAGCCGCCUGAUCUCAUGGCCGUCGCGAGGCUGGUGGCCGCGCCAUUCCCCCUCGCCGCCGCCCGCGCCCGCGGCCCGCGGGCGCGGCUGCCGUUCGCGCCGCUCUCAGCGCGGCCCCUCUCCCGGCGCGCACUUGUGCCCGCUCUGCAGGUGGCGUCGGAGGGCAACGGCGGCGGCCUCGUCCCCGCCCGCCCGGACCAGGAGGCGGAGGACGCGGCGACGGCGCUGGCGCUGGCGCGGGUCGCGGUGUCGGAGCGCGCGGCUAGGAAGGAGUCGGAGCGGCGGACGUACCUGGUGGCCGCGCUCAUGUCCAGCCUCGGCAUCACCUCCAUGGCCGCCGCCGCCGUCUACUACCGAUUCGCCUGGCAAAUGGAGGGCGGCGAGAUUCCGGUGACGGAGAUGCUGGGCACCUUGGCACUGUCCGUGGGCGCCGCGGUGGGGAUGGAGUUCUGGGCGCGGUGGGCGCACCGGGCGCUGUGGCACGCGUCGCUGUGGGACAUGCACGAGUCGCACCACCUCCCCCGCGACGGGCCCUUCGAGCUCAACGACGUGUUCGCCAUCGUCAACGCCGUCCCGGCCAUGGCCCUCCUCGCCUUCGGCUUCUUCAACCGCGGCCUCGUCCCCGGCCUCUGCUUCGGCGCCGGUCUCGGGAUCACGCUGUUCGGGAUGGCCUACAUGUUCGUCCACGACGGCCUGGUCCACCGCCGCUUCCCAGUGGGCCCCAUCGAGAACGUGCCCUACUUCCGGCGAGUCGCCGCCGCGCACCAGAUCCAUCACAUGGACAAGUUCGACAGCGUGCCAUACGGGCUGUUCCUCGGCCCCAAGGAGCUGGAGGAGGUUGGAGGGACGGAGGAGCUGGAGAAGGAGGUGCAGAGGAGGAUCAGGAGGAGGCAGAAAUCAGACGCCAUGUAGUGAGGAUGCAUGCUAGCUGGAGUACUUACUCUUUUUUGUUUUUGAUAACAUGCCAGCUCUUACCUGCCUUGCAAUAUAUAGUAUAUAUGCAGAUUUUUUUCCUCUUCUUCUGAUUGGGAUUAGAUUUUGUGUCACUAGUUUAGUAGCCGGAAACGAAGGCGAGGUGCGUGAGGCCGGUCCGUGGAGCACACCGGUAUUAGAAAAAUGGCGUGCUAGUGAUAUGUGUAGUACUGUGUCCAUUACUAUUGUUAUAUCUUGCUGUAUCGUGCUGCUGACUGUAGUGAGACACUACUAAUAUACAGCUAGUAGUAAAAAGCUUUGUAUACUA
Messenger RNA from Triticum aestivum (bread wheat), 1488 nucleotides. Its product is annotated as beta-carotene 3-hydroxylase, chloroplastic. The transcript is spliced from 6 exons. Gene Ontology annotation, cellular component: chloroplast. Lineage: Eukaryota; Viridiplantae; Streptophyta; Magnoliopsida; Poales; Poaceae. The record is from RefSeq and is a predicted model, not a curated record. Gene Ontology annotation, biological process: carotene metabolic process; xanthophyll biosynthetic process. Gene Ontology annotation, molecular function: beta-carotene 3-hydroxylase activity; iron ion binding. The coding region runs from base 264 to 1160 and encodes 298 amino acids.